AUGCGCAACCCCCCCGCCCCCCGUCCCCCGUCGGUUUGCAGCGGCGGGAAGCGCAAGCCCCGCCCCCGCCGCGGCCCCGCCCCGUGCGAACACCCUCGGAGCUUGUCAUUGCGCGGCCAGCUCCCGCCUGGCGAGGGUCCUCCCUCCCGCGAGAACUUCUGGAACGCGGCGGGGCCUGGUUUGCAGCCGAGGCCGUGGUCGCCGCGGAUACCCGACCGAGCGGGGGGUGCCGCUGCUCUUCCUGAGAGGGUUUUUGACGUAGGCAAGCCCUUUGGAGACGGGGACGGUGGGUGGGUAGGGGCUGCGCGCACGCCACCACCAUGUGUGAGCGCCACUCUCCUCCCCGGAGAGGCGCCCGGCGGCGGCCAGCAGGUGUCCCGGGUGCCUGGGCGCCUGCGGCUGCUGGAACCCGCUGCUCGAGCCUGGCGGGACUCCCGCUUCCGCUGGCUCUGCCCGCGGCCCACGUGGGAGCUCUGCAUUGGAAUAAUUGGUGGAACAGGCUUGGAUGAUCCAGAAAUUUUAGAAGGAAGAACUGAAAAAUAUGUGGAUACUCCAUUUGGCAAGCCAUCUGAUGCCUUAAUUUUGGGGAAGAUAAAAAACGUUGAUUGCGUCCUCCUUGCAAGGCAUGGCAGGCAGCACACCAUCCUGCCUUCAAAGGUCAACUACCAGGCAAACAUCUGGGCUUUGAAGGAAGAGGGUUGUACCCAUGUCAUAGUGACCACAGCUUGUGGCUCCUUGAGGGAGGAGAUUCAGCCCGGCGAUAUUGUCAUUAUCGAUCAGUUCAUUGACAGGACCACCAUGAGACCUCAGACCUUCUAUGACGGAAGUCAUUCCUGUGCCAGAGGAGUGUGCCAUAUUCCAAUGGCCGAGCCAUUUUGUCCCAAAACAAGAGAGGUCCUCACAGAGACUGCUAAGAAGCUCGGACUUCGGUGUCACUCAAAAGGGACCAUGGUCACAAUCGAGGGACCUCGUUUUAGCUCCCGGGCAGAAAGCUUCAUGUUCCGUACCUGGGGGGCAGAUGUUAUCAAUAUGACCACAGUUCCAGAGGUGGUUCUUGCUAAGGAGGCUGGAAUUUGUUAUGCAAGUAUUGCCAUGGCAACUGAUUAUGAUUGCUGGAAGGAGCACGAGGAAGCAGUUUCAGUGGACCGGGUCUUAAAGACCCUAAAAGAAAAUGCCAAUAAAGCCAAAAGUUUACUCCUCACAACCAUACCUCAGAUAGGGUCCAUGGAAUGGUCAGAAACCCUUCAUAACUUGAAGAAUAUGGCCCAGUUUUCUGUUUUACUACCAAGACAUUAAAAUAGCAUGACUUCCCAGAAGAAGAGAAGACUGUAAUUUCAAUCAUUUUGGGAUGCUUACUUGAAAAAAAAACUUGUCUGCAAAGCAAGGGGGACAUGUGGUAAGAAAAACAAGACACCAUGUGUAUUAGAGACUCCUAAAAGACUCGGACUUCUUCAAAACAGAGAAGAAAAGCAAACGACCAGUAAGCAUGUGGUGAAAAGUACUGUCUUUUAGGCAAGAACCCAAGAUACCAUUUUCUUCUCCCCUGUUAAAUUUGCAACAAUAAAGGAUAAACGGUAAUAUAUUCAGACUCCUAUGUUGCCAAGAAAUAUAAGGAAGAACUGGAACUCCUUAACUAUUUAUUGAUGUGACUGUAAAUUUCGGGAGGGCAGUUUGAUAAAAAUGCAUCAAAAGGCUUAAAAAUAUAUACUUUGUACUGAGUACUCAUAGGAUUUCUCCCUAAAAACUAUCAGAUUCAAAGCAUUGUAUAUAAAGAAGGAUGUUUAAUAAUGUUAGUUAUAAUAACAUAUUUAAAAUACUCUGAAUAGUCAACAAUUGGAGGUCAAUUAUGAUUUAGUUAUAGUUAGAUGUGAAUCAGCCAACUGAAGAUCCUUUUCACAUAAUAUUUUAAUGUUUUUUAGAAAUGUUUGCUCUAUGACAUGGAAUGAAACACAGGAUUUGUAAGUGUUUUGUCGUACUAGUUAUGUUUUGAAAUGUUAUCUAAAUGUACAAAAAGACUAGAAAGAAUUUGGGUGCCCCCAUUUCUUUUGGGGCACCCAAAGAAAUGGAAUUAUUUUUUGAAUGGGAGGGGUCUGGAGACCUCUGGUAGUACAGGCUACCCCAACUACCAGCUAGUAUUGUGAAAGGCAGCAGUCGGUGAUUUUGUUGUUGUUGUUGUCGUUUUUGAGAUUCUUUCAACACAUUUGCCCAU
Molecule: messenger RNA, 2209 nt
Organism: Carlito syrichta (Philippine tarsier)
Lineage: Eukaryota; Metazoa; Chordata; Mammalia; Primates; Tarsiidae
Product: S-methyl-5'-thioadenosine phosphorylase
Exons: 9
Coding region: 1-1296 (431 amino acids)
Biological process (GO): nucleoside metabolic process
Cellular component (GO): cytosol
Molecular function (GO): S-methyl-5-thioadenosine phosphorylase activity
Source: RefSeq, a predicted model, not a curated record